GAGUUUGGAAACAAUCAGGGAAGUUCACUUCACUGUGUUUUGCUUAGUUUAUCCAAUUUAAUCAAACCUACGCAUCGUAAAAUGCUCAAAGAUACUACAAGCGAUUUCCCGUCAGAUGGUGUGACGAAGUCACCCAACGACAAACGCGUAUACAAAGCGUACCGCGCUAGCAAUGAUAUGCGGGUCCUACUUAUUAGCGACCCAGAGACCGAUAAAGCGGCAGCGUGUAUGACAGUAAAUGUUGGCUCUCUAUGCGACCCUCGGCAAUUGCCUGGCUUGGCACACUUUUGUGAGCACAUGCUGUUUUUGGGCACGGAAAAGUAUCCACAAGAAAAUACUUACUCAAAAUUCAUUUCGGAUCACGGCGGACACUGCAAUGCUGCUACAAAACCGGAUGAAACUUCGUUUGCUUUUGAUAUCAACCCGGCCAAUUUGGAAGAAGCUUUAGAUAUUUUCGCUCAGUUUUUCAUAUCUCCUUUAUUCACAGAAUCUGCUACGGAUAGAGAAAUAAACGCGAUUCAGGCUGAAUUUGAAAAGAACCUCACCAAUGAUACACGUCGGCUUUUUCAAUUGGAGCGUUCUUUGUCCUUACCGGGUCACGAGUAUUCGCGAUUCUUUUCAGGCAACCGGUUAUCACUGCAUCAGUCUCCGUGUGCGCGGAGUGUAAACGUCCGGGAACAGUUGCUGGAGUUCCACGAACAAUGGUAUUCAGCAAAUUUGAUGGCUCUUGUGUCUGAUGUGGGUGUUUAUUUUGUUUCAUUUUACUUCAUAAUAACAUUUGUAACACGUGAGCCCCCAUUGGAAUUGGAAUCACGAAGCUGCAUUCAAUCAUUAAAGAAAGGAAAGGCUGCGGGACCUGAUGGGCUUUUCCUUAUUCUUUUCAAGGUGGGCGGUGAUUCUCUUGUCGACUCAAUUGCUAGCUUACUUCGCAGCAUUUGGACGGAGGAGCGUAUCUCAUUGUCCUGGGAUGAAUCGUUAAUCGUCCCGAUCUUCAAGAAAAGAUCACGCAACGACUGCGCUAACCACCGUGGGAUUAGUUUAGUUCUGAGAAUCUGA
This is a messenger RNA of Echinostoma caproni, 1056 nucleotides long. Lineage: Eukaryota; Metazoa; Platyhelminthes; Trematoda; Plagiorchiida; Echinostomatidae. The record is from the annotation of a GenBank genome assembly.